AUGGUUGAUAAAGAGCAACAACAUCUUCAAAAUGCCUCGGAAUACCCCUGGACGGCAGAUCAAGGGCACGGCCUAGACAACUCGAUUCCCCCUCCAGCGAAUUAUCCGUAUUCGCAAUGGAACAGGCCGGUCGACCCUCGAACUUCGUCCACACAGUCCUUGGCUCCGUCCACCCCGACAGGCAGUUACAGGGACUCGCAAAGGAGGACGCUGCUCGUUAUCUACAUCCAUGGCUUCAUGGGCAACGACUCUUCCUUUCGCUCCUUUCCCGCUCAUGUCCACAGCUUCCUUCGAGAAGCCCUGGCCGAGACACACGUCAUCCACUCCAAGAUCUAUCCCCGCUACAAGACUUACAAGUCCAUUACCGUGGCCCGGGAUAACUUCAGUAACUGGCUUAUGCCACACGAGUCGCCCACCACCGAUGUUGUCUUGAUAGGCCACUCUAUGGGUGGCCUGCUGGCCGCUGAAGUUGCUCUUUUGCCCCGUCAACCUCAAGAUGUAGUCUACAGCGACUCCCCGUUUCGCCAUCAGAUCUUGGGAACUCUGUCUUUGGAUGCUCCAUUGCUAGGCCUCCAUCCAGGUAUUGUGGUAUCAGGAAUUGCAAGUCUUUUUCGUAAGGCGCCAGCUCCUCCAGGAGCUACGAACGCGGGACAAGAGUCUCAAAUGCUUGUCGCCCAGCCCUCACCAGGGCUAUCACCAGAUGCAUCUAUCUACUCCGAGAUCUACCCUCCUCCGGAGGCAACUUCACCUAUACCCAGGCUGACGCCAUCAUCAAUGUCCUCUCCCUCGGCUCCAGAUCCUUACUUCAACCCCAAGUUCUUCAACGAUGUAUCCUUCGUGGAUCGAGGCUGGUUGAAGAACAUUGCUCAUUUUGCGCAAAAACAUAGCCAAGAGAAUCUUGUUGAGGCGGCUACUAACCACAUCAUAUCGCACUUGGAGUUUGGCGGCUGUCUGGCCGACUACCCCGGCAUGAAGUCCAGGUAUAACAGGUUGAGGAAGUUGGAAGAUGUGGAUGAGUUGAGACAGUCCUCAACAGACAAGGAGGUCAGAGUGCGAUUCGUGAACUACUAUACCGUUUCUACAGGGAUACUCAAGGACAAGGAAGCUCGCAAGAGUAUUGCUCCAACGGUCACUUCGGAGGCUGCUCCAGAAGGACAUUCGAGGUCGCACUCGAAGGCGAAAAUGGCCGAGAAAGCGGUCCCCGAGCGUGAAUCUUUCGAUACCGCCAGAUCUCAAACGUCAACUCCACGGAGCUCAGAAGAAUUGGAACUCACAGAACUGGAACCCGUACCCCUAUCCGAUGACGACCCCAUCCACCAACCGGAACACCGAAAGGAAGAGGAUAAGCCCCCUGCAUACGUCUCUCACGAAGAUGUUAACAAGACUGCCGAACAUUCCAUCAGCAACGUCAGCGGAGCCGAAACCAGGAGCAAAAGCAGCAGCGACGACGGCGACGGCGACGAAACAAGCACCCUAACAACCCUCCCCUCCUCCCUCCCCAUGCCGGACCUCCCCGCAAUCCCCCAAACCCCUUCGCCACCCCCAGCUAUUGACCUCAGCACCAUACCCUCUAAAGAAGCGCGCAAGCAAGCCGAAAAGGACGCCAAGCAAGCACGGAAGGAGUACGAAGCAGCCGUCAAGAACCGGGACAAGAUCCUGAAAGAGCGGCUGAAAAUCGUCGAGAAGCACGAGAAGGCGCAAGCCAAACUCCAGCGGGACACCAAGAAGCAGCAGGAGAAGAUAAAGAAAGAGGCCGAGAAGCAGGAGAAGAAGGACAAGAAGGAGUGGGAGCGGAAACAGAAGAAGGAAGAGAAGAUCAAGGCGAGUUCGACGGCGGAGAGGAUUGGCGAGUUGGAGAGUCAUCACUUGGCGCUUUCGGGGUCUGCGGAUGGUGAGGACAAUGAAAACGGCGGCAAUGGGGAGGCAUCAACAUCAACAACAACCAACACCACGAGAAACAAAGACAAGAACAAGGACAAGAACAAGGACAAGAACAAGGACAAGCAAAAAGUAAACGACUCAAAGAAAAAGAAGGAGAAAGAGAAAGAACCAAAGAAACAAAAACUUCGCAAAUUCUGCAUGGUCCCCUCCAAAUCCAGCAAUGGCUUCAUGGACCCGACUUGGAUCCAGAUCUACAUGGAGGGCGUGGACGAGGUCGGCGCCCAUUGCGGCUUGUUCUUUCCGGGGCCGCAUUACGAUAAGCUGGUGGGGGAUGUCAGCUCGAGGAUCGUGGGGUGGGUGCAUGAUGAUGCGAGCAAGAGGUUGUUGCUUGAGGGCAUGCAGGGGUUGGAUCUUGAUUGA
This is a messenger RNA of Sordaria macrospora k-hell, 2301 nucleotides long. RefSeq lists its product as uncharacterized. Lineage: Eukaryota; Fungi; Ascomycota; Sordariomycetes; Sordariales; Sordariaceae. The record is from RefSeq and is a predicted model, not a curated record.